This is a messenger RNA of Phalaenopsis equestris, 2023 nucleotides long. Its product is annotated as nuclear inhibitor of protein phosphatase 1. The coding region runs from base 599 to 1849 and encodes 416 amino acids. The transcript has 3 exons. The record is from RefSeq and is a predicted model, not a curated record. NCBI's taxonomy places the organism in Eukaryota, Viridiplantae, Streptophyta, Magnoliopsida, Asparagales, Orchidaceae. Gene Ontology annotation, molecular function: protein binding; mRNA binding.
UUAUUGAACCCCAUCAACUCUCCAAAUUCUUACAAUCCAAAACGACCUAAAUUUUAGGAAACCUUUUAAUUUCAAUAAGUAAUAGAUCUGCAAAUGUCGGAAUAUGGAGAACAACAAUGCGAUUGUGAAAAGAGCCAUUCAGGGCUAGACUCGCAUUUACAUCGUCACCUCGCUUCUGCUGACCUCUCUAGUAAUCUCUACUUCUCGCCGCUCCACUAUCACUCUAGGGAAACCCUAGAAUUGAAGCUUGUUUGGACCUCCUUCCGAUUCGAUUGAGAGAUAUGCGUUCUCAAAAAUCACCGAUGGUUUCGCCUAAAAUGUCAUGGUUUAGUCAUAUUGUUGGUCUCUUUUGAUCAACGGAAAGUUUACAGUUGAAUUUUUCUGUCGAUUAGUGUUACCGCUUUAAUUCCGAUUAUGAUUGUAAACUUGGUUUUCAGGGAGUUGCAGAAGUGGCGAUUUCCCGAUUUGGAUUUGAUUUUUGAAAUGAGUUUUUCUACAAAAUACUAGGUCUAUCUUUCAGUUCUCCUGGAAGAAAUGGUCUAGUUUGGUUUGAUUUUUCGGAUGUUAAUUCCCCUUUCAGUUUGAAGAAGAUAAGGAGAUGUACAGAGGGGGUCUCGAUAGAUUUAAGAAAGCCCAGUCUUUGGAGCCAUUCUCAGUUGCCCCCAAUUCUUCUUCUUCUGGUAUUUCCUCUCCUAAAGGAAAUAAUCAAGCACCGGCGCAGCUUAACCAUCAUGAAAACUCGGUCCAUCAGAUCCAAGUUCAGAAUCAAAGACAUAACGCAACAAGAGCUGCAACAGCCGAAGUCGUGGUUCCGGCCCAACCUGUUACUCAGUUUGGCGGAGGUCAGUCAACAUGGCAACCUCCAGAUUGGGCAAUAGAGUCCCGCUCAGGUGUUUAUUACCUAGAAGUGAUGAAAGAUGGGGAUGUGCUUGACAGAAUCAAUUUGGAUAAGAAGAGGCAUAUAUUUGGGAGACAGGUUCAUACUUGUGACUUUGUGUUAGAUCAUCAGUCUGUUUCUCGACAGCAUGCUGCUGUUGUACCCCAUAAGAAUGGAAGCAUCUAUGUGAUUGAUUUGGGUUCUGUUCAUGGUACAUUUGUUGGCAAUGAGAGACUUAUUAAAGACACUCCGGUUGAGCUUGAAGUUGGGCAAUCUCUAAGAUUUGCUGCAUCUACCAGAAGUUAUAUUCUGAGAAAGAACACUGCUGCCCUUUUUCCCACUCCCGCAGCUCCGAGAGAAGUAGAUCUACCUUCUCCUCCAGACCCAUCUGACGAAGAUGCUGUUGUUGCAUAUAAUACCAUUCUCAACCGUUAUGGUCUUACGAAAUCAGAUCUGUCAUCAAAAUCUACGAGUUCAUCGACUGUAAAAUCCGAUGCUCAUCAUUUAUAUAGGCCCUCUAAGAGGAUUAGGAAAGCAAGGGUUGCAUUCAAAGAUCAGAUUGGUGGUAACUUAGCUGAAGUUGUGGGGAUCUCAGAUGGUGUGGAUGUUGAAACUGAACCUGGUCCUAUUGGUGUAAAAGAAGGCAGUCUUGUUGGUAAAUAUGAGUCUCUUGUUCAGGUCACUGUUAUUCCUAAAGGGAAGGAGCAGCUAUCUCAAAGGGAAGGCAGCAUUUCACCCAAGGGUGUCACUCACAAGUUACAGCAGGUUUUGAACAAAGUGAAGAACACUUCUAAAGGUGGGAUUUAUGAUGACAUUUAUGGUGAUUCUUUUUCAAGUAAGGUAGGUUCAUCUUGGGCAUAUAAAAAUGAUGGUAGAGAAGGAAAUACAAACAAAAAUGUUGAUGGAAAGCCUUCCAGUGGAAAAUCAAAUGAUGCUUCAGGUGAAGAUAGUGAUGAUCUGUUUGGUGAUUAGGAUUUUCUGCUAAAAUUUUGUUAAUGAUAUUUGAGGAUUUAUUGUUUUAGUGUUUCAUGUCACAGAAAGAACCUGCUUUUUGGGUUCUAAUGGCUGUUUAUGAGUCCUGUGUAUUAAAAAAAAUUUCCGGUCUUUCCUUGCGACUGUUUUCCUGCAAUUUUGCUCUGUUGUUUC